Molecule: messenger RNA, 1062 nt
Organism: Pseudozyma flocculosa PF-1
Lineage: Eukaryota; Fungi; Basidiomycota; Ustilaginomycetes; Ustilaginales; Ustilaginaceae
Exons: 2
Coding region: 1-1062 (353 amino acids)
Source: RefSeq, a predicted model, not a curated record
AUGCGCACGCAUCGAGGCUGGGCGUCGCCCCAGCUCCUCGUACUUCUGGCAAUGGUGCUCUCCUUUGCCGCUCCGAUGGACCUUCCCCCCUUUGGCGAUGCGGCCAACAACCUCGCUUCAAACUUUGCCAACGUCGGCUGGUCCAGCCUGGCGCAGCAGACGGGGGCACAUCCCUCCGAGCGCUUCGUUCAGCACGCUCCCUCGCACAUGGGCGGCCCGGCGAUGGCCGAGGAGCACGACGACGACUUUUUCCGACGUCUCGACGACUACGACCUGUCGCAACACCAAGAUUUGAUCGACGAACUCGAAGGCACGACUGGAGGACAUGCCAGCGGGUCGUCAUACUGGUACCCGGGCCAAGACGCAGGUCACCACGGGAUGUCGUACCACCCUCCGUAUGUCGGUCAGCCUAUCGGGCAUCAUUUCGGCGGCUCGCACUCGGGGCAAGCGCUACCUUACACCUCGGGAGCUGCUCAAGAGGAGGACGAGGCAUUCUACCAGCUCCUCCAAGAUUAUGAUCCCUCGCAGCACCGUGACCUGUUCGACGACAGCCGAGGUAUGACUGGAGGACCCACGGGGGGCGCUUCGUCAACCUCGAAGCCAGCCGGGGCCGAAGCGGGCUAUGCCGUCUUCGACUUUGCAUUCGGCAAUCCAGUCAUGUACGCCGGGAUCAAGCUCGAGUUGCUGGAACGACUGGAACGACUGAGGCCCAACAACGUCGCCACCCUCGCGGAACUCGAUGCUCUCAUUCCCUCCGUACAAGCCGACGAGUCGAUGCGCACACGGGCCAUCAAGAUGCGGCUCCGCGACGUGUACACGAGGAGGACGGAACUCCGUCAGACCAACACCCGCGCGUCGCCUCUGCUCAAGGACAUCGACUGGCCAGGUUACACCGUCAGCUUCCACCUCAACACGGACGCCAUGGCAGCGAGGAGGGAGGAGGCAGGCGGGAAACUCUUCUUCCGCAUCUUUCGCGCGGUGGCCAUCCCUCGAGAGCGCAUCGGGAACACAAAGAGCGUGCUGUACAUCGCCGACUUUGAAGUGCCCUGGGACUUGACUUGA